CACAGCGGUCGCAGUUUCGCUUGAACGCCAGAGUCGCGCGCGCGUUCACCGAUGAUACCAGCCGGUCGCUCUUCACAACGGCAACGCGCAGUCAACCGCCCGUAUCACAUCUGCGGAGCCACAGCCUGUAACCUUCCUACGCUGUUCACAGGGACGAGCACUUUGACCCCCGUCUGAGCUUAAACGGAAGUGACUUCAAAAUUUUUCUUUCGGACGGAAACGACGUGAAGUUGGUUGUGGUCAAGCGUUCGACGUGUUUGGCGUCGGUGAAGUGUUGACAGAGAGAGAGAAAAAAAAGUGCAGUGACGUUUUCGAGUUCAAGGUCCUCAUCUGCCAGAUGACAUGUUGGACUUAUCAGGAGGGCAGUGCGAUGUGUUAUCACACUUUAUAUCGCGAUAUCUCAUCAAUGAUUGAAGCUCCGUCCGAGAGUCGAUAAGGUUCGACGUAAAAUCUGGACGAGUGGUUUUAUAGAUAGUGCAGUGUCCGCUAGAGAUAGAAACCAUUCAUUGACAAGGCAUCGCACACGGUCAGGGGACAGUGUCUUUUCCUCGCAUCUCUGUGAAGGUGCAUUAUUUGAAGCGAUUUACAAGCGUUGACAGCGUAAGUUGUCAAGCUUUGAAGACUUAGUCAAACCUCUGCUCGCUUCCCACAAUGCCUGUUUUGCGUCUCGUGACGUUCGCGUACCUCCUGCGUUGAUGAUCUCGACUUCGCAAGUGAAAUGCAGCGCCAUGUCAUCUAGCAUGUUAUACGCGACGAUAGGGUUACUCCACCUGAUCUGCUCCGUCCGAACAUCCCGCGCCGAAGAGUCUUUUCGCGACAUUCACGCUUCCGAAGAGCACUUCGCAUGGACCGGAAGAUAUGGGUACCAGGUAUGGUGGCCACCGUCGUCCACCAGAAAUGUCGAAGUACCCCGAGACUUUCCGCCGAAGACACCGUUCUUUAGGCCUUAUGCGGUCGUCUUUCCAAGUACCUCGCCGUCGGACACAUCGGGCAAGACGAAUCAUGCAGGGACCUCCAGGCCAAACAUCACCUACAACAUCGUAUCUGUGAAAAGCCGGGGAGAGCUCACCCUUCAGGAGGACUUCGAGGACCUGUUCUUGCUGGAUCCAGAAACGCAAACUCUGAUGCUGAACCGUUCGUUGCAGGACCACAGCGUUACUGAGUUCAUCGUGACCCUGGAGGGCAGUAUUGGAGGGGAAAAUGCGAAGUCUUGGUCUCUGCUCGUGCGCGUAGGAAGCAGGAACUGCCAAACGAAUCCCCGGAAGGCGUGCUUUCUUCAGAGGCACUACGAAAUAACCAUACCCGACACGAUACCGGCCAACACUACGCUGGAAACGCUACGGCCCGUGCUCAGUGACGUACUUUGUCCGGGCCUCCAGCUUCGUUACGGCGUCCAACAAGGCAGCGAUUUCAUAUCCGUGGAUGAGACCGACGGCACAAUCCGCCCCGAGACCGCUCUCAACUGGAACGACCCAUCCAUGAGAGUCCAAGACUUGAUUGUGCAGUGCAACGUCACCAGAGGAAAGUCUGUGACGUCAUCACAAGAGGUUGGCGUGGCGAUCCGCUUGCAAGACAUCGACGACAACCCCCCUAGGCCGCAGCACGAGAAGAACUUGUUCUGCUCCACGAGGGUCCUUAAGCUGGACAAGAAUGCGAAGCUCGACUGCGAAAUCAGCGUGCUCGACGCUGACUCCUUGAAAGCGAACAAGUUUGAAGUUCAAGUGGUCGAUGAUCCGCUUGGGUUGUUCACCGUGCGGGAUCCUCCAACCAUCCACUUUGUGAGGGAGCACGGGCAAACAUUCCUAGCCGCAGAAAUCUAUCCCAAGUCGUCAGAUGCGACGUUUCCGGGCGUUUCUUAUUCUUUCAAAGUUGUCGUAGAAGACGUCGGCUUGGUGACCCGGGAAGAUAACAACAAGGUGGUUUUCGAGAUUGAAGUCGUGAACGCAACCGUGGCGGAAGAACCCCUGGAAUUACGGCCUGUCUACAACGCGACGGUUUCUCGGAGAGCUGCACUAUUUGCGCGGGUGACUCCAGCGUUGACAAGUCGCGCUUCCGGUUAUCGCUUCCGUCAAGUGAGCGAUGACGCGAGUGGCAAGUCGUGCUCAUGGCUGGCUGUGACCCCGCGCACUGGUAUAGUCUACGUGGCCGACGCAAAACAUCUGAGAACCUGCAAUAAGCCUACCAUGGAGUAUGACGUACAAGUCACAUGGCCUGAAGGCGCAGGUCCUCGUCAAGAAGUAUUUACAGUUCACGUAGAAGUUGUAGACGGCGAAGGAAGUGCAGAGACAGAACACUGCGGUAUCCAAUGCGCGGUGCAUCCGACUUCGUCGGACUGUGUCAAGGCAUGCGGUCUUGGCUCAGCAAACGGUCUAUGCCACUGGCGAAAUGGUUCAGCUCGAGCUCCACCGAGCCGAGACUACACCACGUGCACUUCGGAUGAAAGUUUUUGCCCCGACGGAGUCUGCGACGAGUUGGAGACAAUGCAACCUACACUGUGUCCACAGGACUGUGCUAAACACGUAGUAGGCGAGGUUGUGGAAGGCGUCUUAGGCCGAGGGAUCCAUAAGGCUGUUGGACUGUGCACCUGCGCAACUACGCAGACCUGCACGUGCGGUAGUGACGGCCACAUCCAGACCGAAAAGGACAAAGACAAAGCAAUCAAAGACGCCGGCAAGCCUCCAACUUCUAGCCUUCCAGGAACUGCACCUGACAUCGAGCCCUUGGCGGGCGACUUUUUUUACCGUUCAGUAGUAGGAGUCGCUGGACCUGCGGGCGUAACAUGCGGUUCUGGAUGCGCGGCCACCUUGCUCCUCGUCAGCUGUAGCGCUGCAGGGGCAGCCGGCGUAGCGAUGCUCACCUUUCUCAGGCGGCGACGGCAACGACGGCAGCAAAUGGCAGCUGGCGCUAAGCACAAGCUGGUCGGAAACUCCAGGGUGUCGUUAACGCCGGCGUCGGCUGUUACUGCUGCGGUGCCUUCGGAUUACGUGCAUGACGUCAGAACUGAUUCGCAAGCAGCUAUGGAGGCGGCAGCGCUGGCGAAGGUGGACGCCAAGUGGGAAUUUCCGAGAGAGCAUCUCAUCUUCGAAAAGACGCUGGGCGAAGGGGAGUUCGGCAAAGUGGUUCGCGCUCAGGCCUUCCACGUUGGUGACAUCCCUGGGUACACAACCGUCGCAGUGAAGAUGCUCAAGGGAAAUGGAACAGCCGCAGAGGAACAAGACCUCCUUUCGGAGUUCAACAUGCUGAAAGAAGUCAACCAUCCGAAUGUGAUAAAGUUACUCGGGGCUUGUACGCUGAAAGGAGGGCCUCUGUACGUGAUCGUGGAAUAUGCUGAACACGGCUCGUUGCUGAACGUGCUCCGUCGGAGCCGAAACGUGACGACGGACGAAUCGCCAGAGACGCACAUCUCAGCCGUCUGUAACCCAACUUACAUGUCUGACGGGACCCAUACUGCACCACCGACAGCGGCGAGACCAAAGCUCGGUCAAAGAGACCUCCUAUCCUACGCGUGGCAAAUAGCUAAGGGCAUGGCAUACCUCACUGACAUCAAGCUUAUCCACCGUGAUCUAGCAGCGAGGAACAUCCUGAUCGCCGCUGGAAACAUGGUGAAGAUAUCGGACUUUGGCUUGAGCAGAGACGUCUACGAGGGGGAUACGUAUCUCAAGAAAAGCAAGGGCAGAGUACCUGUCAAGUGGAUGGCACUGGAGUCUCUGGAGGACCACAUCUACACGACCAAGAGCGACGUGUGGUCCUACGGCAUCGUCCUGUGGGAAAUAGUGACAUUAGGUGCAACACCAUACCCAGGCGUUAGCCCAGAACACUUGUUCCAACUCUUGAAACAGGGAUACCGCAUGUUCCAGCCGGAGAACUGCUUAGAUGAGAUUUACCAGAUAAUGCGGUCCUGCUGGCGUAGCAGACCGCAGGAGCGGCCAUCGUUCAAGGAACUCACGCAGAAGUUUGAAAUGAUUCUUCAAGAUUCCGCUCUGUAUCUAGACUUGAACAGGACACGCAACAGGGACUACUACAACUUAGAAUUUCGGCCACCUUCCACCCUUUACCCAGGGGAAGAUGACAGUGCGUCGAUUAACAGCGCGGCAGACGACGAGCCAUUGCAAUACGGCGAAAUGGACUUCGCUUCUGACACUAUCUGCCCACUAGCAGAGGACACCUUCCCGUGCCAGGAAGAACGCAUCAGUCUUCUCGCUGACACGAUGGUGCUAGCAGACACUCAGCAAUCCCCUUCGUGCGCUACUACCUGCCUCCACGAGGGACCCCGCGUCCCCAUUGGAACUGCCAGUCAAGUAUGACGACAAACACGAGUCGCACUCCGAUGGUGUACCGAACACGUGACAUCUUUCUGAAGAUGAACUAUGGUCGGGACGCACCCUGGACGUCUAGAGGACGUCUACACAAUCUCUUGUCAUCAAGGCUUUUACCAUUUGCGGAGUGUUUGGACGGUGUAGUGAGGACCGCGCAGCGAGAUCGGGACUCGUGGGUUUCUGUGCGUUGAGUCAAUUAGCCUUUUGCUGCUGUUGCGUGUAACGGUGGACUGCUGUGCUCGGAGCGAUUGAAGACAACUGACGUCAUAUAUCAGCAUAAAAGUAAACUACAGGUGAAUGGACAGAUGCUUCACGGUACUGCGCAGGGUCUUCUGAGGAUCCACAUGAACAGGAAGAACUCCGCUUUGUCUUCGACAUCCUGACAUUUAAUAGCAUAUGUUCCGCGUCUGGUAUUUUCUUCUCCAGCAUCCAACUCCUGAACAACCGGGUUUCUGUGAACGCGCCAAGUAAUCAAGCUUUUGAAACAUCGUUUAGAAAGUCUACACGCUAGAAGGGAGAUUAAGGACGUGGCCAACAUAUACGAUAAUUUAAGGAAAGCGUUGGUGCUAGACAACAGUUACGUGAAGUCUUGUGGGAAAAAAAGUGAGAAAAGACAGCAAUAUGUGGUACCUAGAGGUUUUUUCAGAGUCCCGUAGUGUUGGGGACCACGCAGGUAUACAUGCUGGUGCGUUUUUGAAAGAGUGCCUCCCUCCUGAACGCGUGUUAACGUAUGGUUGCUUGUGUGAACUUAGGAUGGUCGAACAAAACUUUUCAAAGUAGGCGACAAAGUAGCAGUAUUAAUACGUUGACACAAUGCGAGCGUUCUCUUUUGUAUUUCUGGUCAUUGACUCUCUUUGCAAACUUACACUUUAUUUAGCGAUAUGUGGUAACUACUUCCCACCGCCGAAGAAUAUUGCGCCAAACCGAUACUUCUCACUGCUUUCAUUUAUACAUUGUCGCGAUCAUCGUAGUGGCACUACGGGCGCUCUAAAUUAUUAGCAUUCUUCACUCACUGAAUCGUUCAGCAUCAUAUCAUAUCUUCCAAGGAGGAAGACAUUGCCACAGCACCAACUCUCUUUUACGUUCAAUUAUUUCACUGUUUCCACUUUGUUUGCAUGUGUGGGUCCGUCAACGAUAACGUUGACCAUUGCGCAUUCAUCCUUCAAUUCGUUUGAAAUGAAGAAGCUGGGCUAAAGAGUUCCGACCGCCUUUAUAACGUGACGCUGUCGUUUCUGCUCCGUUCUGACGGUUGCCAUAGUGACGUUUUAUCGUUACUGCAUGGGUGCGUCGCGUUGUUUUGAGAGACAGGAUGUGAGCCUAUAAACUAGAACAAACAAAAAAAUCAUACGAGGGAAGCAUCUGUGAUGUUAUCUGUAAGCGAUAAUGCCCGCUACCCCAGAUGGCACAAAGUAAUGGUAUUUUCCUGUUAUUCCCUUACGUCGACCAAUUCCGCAAGAUGAUCCACAAGACAUUUGUUAUAUAACGUUACGGGAGACGCACCAACGUAGAGUAUAUCGUGGAUUGGGUAUGCUGACACAAUCAAAGUUCAUUGUUAUGUGUUGUUUAUGUACAAUUCACAAAAGCUUGCUGGGAGUUUUUGUUUUCAGCUGCAUAGUGCAGAAAAAUCAAAAGUGUUCUCUCGUGAUUGUGAUAGAAUGCCACGGAAGAACAAACGGAGCGCACACAAAAAUGCUGACAUGAACUCUUAUAGAUUAUCACUCAGAAUGAUUUCGAGUAAUGAUGUACCUGAAAUGUACCAAAGACAUGUACAGUAUUCGCUGUUCAAGAUUGAGGAGCUCGGGGUCUCAAAAGGGAAGGACACUGCGAAGCCCAAAUGAGAUAUUCGCUAGAUACACCAAACGGAACAUUUCAUUUUUUUGUAAAGAUGCCACACGUUAAAACGUCAGUAACGUAAACAGCAUUUUGAUAAUGAGCUAUAGCAGUAGCCGACAUCCAAACAAGAACGCGAUAAAACGUGUCUUCGAAUUUUGUGUCCUCGAGUUCUUCAAUAGAUGUUUCAUACAUUCCGACUCGUCAACGCAUCUUUGAAAACUACGUGAACUUCAAUGUUUUAACUGAAUCUCUAUGUGCAUGCUUCUGUUUACUGCAUGCAAUGCCGUCCUUCUCGUAUGUAUUGAUAACAAUGUUUGUUCACGGAACACCAUACGAGCAACCCUUGCAGUUCCUGUGCUCUGGCACACUCCUUCAUGGUUUAAGUUUCUACACAGAAUUUGCUUGGUAACCAUAGGAAUGCUUCCUACCUGUAAAAAGUCGCGCUUUGUGACGUUUUUUUUUUUCUUUUUUAGUAGGCUGUUUUUGGCGUGAAACGAAAUCCUUGCCACACGAAUGAGAUAUACUUACUGUUUUCAUAAAACAUGGUUACAAAUAUGGAGGAACUUCCACAGUGAGCAGAAAUUUAUUGAAAUUCUUAACCGUGAAUACUUCCCCUCAUGAGUAUAACGCGCCGUUUGUUCUUGAAAAUUUUAACAAAAAGUUUUUUCGACGGUAUGUGCAUAAUCCUAUCGCCUGAUUUAUAAUCGAAAAAACACAAAGCGCAGCUAAAGGAAACAUCCGCAAGCCUGUGUUUGUUGAAAGGUGCUAUAGGUCAUCGCAGAGGAGCACGUCGAACUAGGUCGAACAAAUAUGGAGGAACAGUAUUAUAUAGAAAGUAAUCGCAGGAACUGCGUUCCAUUCGAGGAUGGCGAUCACCGUAUACCUUUGAAAUGUGUAAUAUCUCUUCGUCCGCGGGUACGUUUUGUUGGUAUAGAUCGAGUUACUUUGUUUCACCAUGCCUUACUUGUUGAAUGUGCAAUAUUUUUCAACACCAUUAGGUCGUCGCUUUUCGUUUCUUAUUUUUUUCAUUGUCAUUCCAUGAGCUGCAUGUCAUUGUGAACGCGCUUUUGAAUGCUUUGUUGCGAUUCCGUGCAUGAAACGCGCUGGAAGAAACGCGAACUUCCGAAGCUGUUACUGUAAAUAUGUGAGAAAGUUAACUUGUAGCCUACAUUAGGCCAAUAUACGAAGGAUUCAAGCUUGG
Molecule: messenger RNA, 7350 nt
Organism: Ornithodoros turicata
Lineage: Eukaryota; Metazoa; Arthropoda; Arachnida; Ixodida; Argasidae
Product: proto-oncogene tyrosine-protein kinase receptor Ret-like
Exons: 23
Coding region: 696-4304 (1202 amino acids)
Biological process (GO): positive regulation of kinase activity; multicellular organism development; protein phosphorylation
Cellular component (GO): plasma membrane; axon; signaling receptor complex
Molecular function (GO): calcium ion binding; transmembrane receptor protein tyrosine kinase activity; ATP binding
Source: RefSeq, a predicted model, not a curated record